Protobothrops mucrosquamatus (brown spotted pit viper) is the source of this 1352-nucleotide messenger RNA. Its product is annotated as probable methyltransferase TARBP1. Gene Ontology annotation, biological process: tRNA methylation. Gene Ontology annotation, molecular function: RNA binding; tRNA (guanine) methyltransferase activity. Lineage: Eukaryota; Metazoa; Chordata; Lepidosauria; Squamata; Viperidae. The record is from RefSeq and is a predicted model, not a curated record.
GAUCUUUUAUCAAGAAUCGUUGACAGGAUUCUUCAAGCUGGACAUAAUAAUAAUCAAGCAUCAGUAAAGUAUUUAAUAGAGUGGAAUAUCAUUCUGAUUUUACACAAGUUUCCCCAUUAUCUUGAAAAAUUCUGGAAUUGCUUUAAUUAUGAUGAAGAUCAAUUUAAAACUAGCAUUUGCACAUUUUUAGCAGUCCUGUCACAUUUUGACAUAAUUCUCCAGAAUAAAUCUGAAAAAAUAUCAGCCUUGAAGAAAGCACUAAUUGUUGUCCUACAGUGGUGUUUCCAUCACAAUUUUAGUAUUCGGCUUUAUGCUUUAAUUGCACUUAAAAAAAUUUGGGGAAUGUGAAUGCUAAGAAGAAUUGGCAGCGCAUCCGGAAACACUUUUUCUUUGAACAUUUUCAUCCACUUAAGGAUUACUGCCUUGAGACAAUAUUUUACACGCUGCCACGCCUUUCAGAAACUCCUGAAGAGGAAUGGAUCUCUCUCUCUAAAUUUACAGCAUUUGGAGAUAUUCCAUUGAGUUCAACAUUUCCAUCCUGCCAUUCUCAAAUUACACUUCUUGACCUUAAGCCAAAUGACUGGACUCAGCAAGAUAUCGCUGAGCCCAAUAAUGAAAGACGGUGGAUGAACGUUCAAAAAAAAAUUAUCCCUUGCAAAGCCAGUGCUCCUGAUUUGGAUCUGGAGCUUAUAUUCCAAGAUCGUGCCACUAAACUUGGAAAAUCAAACAGGAAAUUGAUUGUAGUUGCUUCACUCAUUGAUAAACCCACCAAUUUAGGAGGCUUGUGUCGUACGUGUGAAAUAUUCGGUGUUUCUGCUUUAACUGUUAGCAACCUCCAUUAUAUAAAUGACAAGCAAUUUCAGCAUCUCAGCGUGUCUGCUGAACAAUGGCUUUCUGUUAUUGAAGUAAAGCCAUUUCAGCUGAUUGAAUAUUUGGAACAGAAAAAAACUGAAGGCUAUUCUAUAAUAGGAGUGGAGCAAACAGCUAAAAGUUGCAGUUUAAUGAAAUAUUGUUUUCCAGAGAAAUCCCUGUUGUUGUUGGGAAAUGAACAUGAGGGAAUCCCAGCAAAUGUAAUUCAGCACUUGGACACUUGUGUAGAAAUUCCACAGCAAGGAGUUAUUCGUUCACUUAAUGUCCAUGUAAGUGGUGCUCUGCUUAUUUGGGAAUAUACAAGACAGCAGAUGAUGAAGGAAAAAGAAUAAAGACAAAAUGUUUAAUUUUUGUUGAAGCCAAUAAUUUGAUGGUGCUAUAAAUUCCCUGAAAUUAUUAUAGUUACCAUUUAAUUAUGUGUUAGAUUUUGUAUGCCUUCAUUUUUAUAAAAAAGCUGUUAAUUUUUUAAAUCAUGACAGUAU